AAAACGCUACUUCUGUCCGGAUUUCGGCGCUGGCUCCGGGAAAGAAAGGUAUGAGAGAGUAUUUUGCGAUGGUGAUGCUUGUUGAUGUUGAUCUAAGUUAGUUACUGCUGAUAUGUGAUGAACUUCAUGCUAGUUAGAGGAAAUUGGGAAGCUAGGGUUAGAGGAAAUGUUAGGAUUUGUUAGUUGAUUUGGCAUGGAAUGUAUAGAAAAAAUCAUUCAAACAUUUUGGAUAUGAAUUGUAUUGAAUAUUAGUGAUGAAUUUAAUAGCCGAUUCAUGAACUUACACCGUGCUAGUUUGUAUGAUGAAAAAGAGCACGAAUUGUAGAUACUAUGUGAUAUUCAUGAACUUACACCGUGCUAUUUUUCUGUAAUUGUAGGACAAUGCCAGACGUAGUUUGGGAGCAUGGCCAAAAGGUCGGGGGUGGUUUCAAAUGCAAGUAUUGCAGGGAGGAGAAGGGUGGGGGAGGAGCAACACGGUUCAAAGAGCAUUUGGCACAUAGGGGGAAAGAUGUGAAGGACUGCCCUUCGGUUCCGAUCGAAGUUAAGCAAUUCUUUAGUGAGCAGUUGGACAGGAACAAGGUUAGAGCAAAAGCAAGGGCCCGAGAAAGAGUGCUGAGGGACCAAGCAGCAAGGGGGCGGCACACUGACCUAGAGGAGGAGGGUGGCCAGGGGCACGACGAGGAUGCAGAGCUACAGGCUGCCUUACACCAGUCCCGCCAAGAGUAUGACUUUAUGCAGCAAGCUGGGCCACGAUACGAGAGGGGUGGCGGAUCUGGAGCUGCUUCUGGAUCUAUAAGUGGUGGUGUUGGAGGCAGUGGUGGACCACAGCCUUCGAUGUUCAGAAGGAGUCAGUCACAAGUCCCCGAGAGGGUUAGGGACUACCACCUAGGUUUGAGCAGUGCUCCACGACAGCAAAGGAUUGAUACCGGCCCAUGGACUGUCAAGGGGAGGACAUCAAGAGAGCUUCUAGGGAGGGCAUGGGCGAAGGCGUGCCAUGCUGUCGGUAUUCCCGGCCGGAAAGUCGAUGACCCAUACUUUAAAGCUGCGAUCGUGGAGACCCAGAAACAAGGUGUUGGAAUCAAAAUAUCAUCAGGGAGGGAGAUAGAUGGAAAAUAUUUGGAUGAGAAUGUGAAGGAGAUAGAGAAAGAGAUAGAGAAGUGGAAGAACGAGUGGGAUGAAUGUGGAGUCACGAUCAUGUGUGAUUCGUGGACGGGGCCUAUGCGUAAUUCGGUCAUUAAUUUCUUGGUGUAUAGCGGUGGCACCAUGUAUUUCUUGAAGUCCAUCAAUGCGUCCUACAAAAUACAGGACCAUCAAUACUUGUUGAAGGAGAUACGAGCAGUGGUCAUGAAAGUGGAGCCUCACAAUGUGGUUCAGCUUGUCACGGAUAAUGGUUCGAACUACAAAAAAGCCUGCACUGAGGAGGAGUUAGGUAGUGACGAUACCACACCUGAGCCUAGUGGUGGUGAGGACAUUGGUGAUGAUGAUGAUGAUGAUGAUGAUGAUGAUGAUGAUGAUGAUGAUGAUGAUGAUUCCAGUAGCAGUGAAGGUGAUGGCAAUGAUGGCAACGAAAGUGGUGGUUAUCGUAUAUCUCCUACUAUAAGGUUCACUGGGGAGGAGGACUUCACCCAUGCAACACAAGAUACAGAUCAUGGAGCACCUACUUCACAACGACAAACAACAUCGACACAUCGACAUGGUCGACAGGCCCCACUUGCAUAUGAUGAAGAUAGCUCCAACUCUGCCUCUAGUGGUCAGUACUACAACCCUUACAGUACUUCUCCCCCUGCAGGGGGCUUUCUGUGGCCACCACCAGGGGUGGUGAACCCGCCACUUCCGCAGGCAGUUGCAGCAUUGCCUUAUUUGGAUUAUCACGGCUACCUACCAUAUCGAGCUCCACAGUUGCAAUAUCGCCCACCUACGUACGUGUAUUUGCCACCAACAGACGAGCCGUAUGAGGGACCACCGGGAGAGAGAUUUGAGGACCGAAGAAUGCAGCAUGAGCAAGUAUACAACUCUGCAAAUAACACAAUAAGAUUGGCAGUGGCAUUACUUGCUAAGGAUGAUGACCGGAAUCCUCCAACAAUCAGCAGGAGUGGGCAGCUGAUCAACUACGCCUUGCCAGCCGAUAAACCAAAUAUCGGCUAUGGUGCUCCAACUCUGAUAGAUGUGACCACUGGGAGAAAACGCAAAAAUGUUGCUGGCAAUGGCUCCAAAUUCAACUGUGCCAUGGCUUCCUCUAAUUCUGGUUCAUGA
Panicum virgatum (switchgrass) is the source of this 2253-nucleotide messenger RNA. RefSeq lists its product as uncharacterized. The record is from RefSeq and is a predicted model, not a curated record. The coding region runs from base 382 to 2253 and encodes 623 amino acids. NCBI's taxonomy places the organism in Eukaryota, Viridiplantae, Streptophyta, Magnoliopsida, Poales, Poaceae. The transcript is spliced from 6 exons. Gene Ontology annotation, molecular function: DNA binding.